Amoebophrya sp. A120 is the source of this 3382-nucleotide messenger RNA. Lineage: Eukaryota; Dinophyceae; Syndiniales; Amoebophryaceae. The record is from the annotation of a GenBank genome assembly.
UAUUCAGCGAUCACUUUGCGAAUUUGAAGGUUCAGUACGUAAGCAGUCGACUUGUUCACCUUACUGUGGAGAAAAAGAGUCGUCGCAUCAUCUGAUGAAAUUCUAGGAGCAAAGAAAAAUGAAUGAAGGCAAAGUCGAGACCAGCGCAGCUGUCGGAGAUGCCGUUUCUGCGGAGCAGGACAUGAAGCGGCAGGAGGCACGGAAGCUUGUCACAAAAGCUCUUUUGUUGGGGGGACACUUACCCAAUGACGAGGACGCAACUUCGUAUUACCUGGGUUAUGCAGGGCGCGGUGCGGAAAGUGCGCUGACGUUUGACGAGUGCGAAGAAGAUUUAGCGCAACGAGAAAGAUUAGCAACUCGCGCUCUAGAACUAGACGCGAACUGCAUUCCUGCCUACGGAGUAUUGGCCGGCGUUGAAUACCAUCGGGACAACUUGGUACCCGCAAUGUUAUCUGUUAGCGAAGCAAUACGGAGAUACAUCGAUGGGCGCGGAACCGCGGAUGCAAGAAUGAGGGAAGAGCUGAGUCGGAUUGGGGAUCUAGUGUGGUCGAUAUACCACGACGCAAGGGACGAGGCGCAGUUGCUCGCAGCAUUGGGGUGCCUGAAAGAACGCAUUCUUGUCGUCACAGCGGAAGAAUCUGCCCGUAAUAAAAAUUUGCUCUGUCGUGUUUCCUCAUUGCAGCGACUGUUUGCAACUCGAUUGUGUAUAAGACGACGGGCCGGCUUCGAUCGUGACGCACUGUUCGAUGCAGUGGCCUUGCAGGUAUGCAGUCUGAGGGAAAGUAGCUUUUAUCGCUACGGUGCCAGUAAUGCCGCGGAGCUGGAGACGGAGAUACGCAAUAGGUUAAGACUCGCCGCAAAUGUCCGCGCUUGUGAGGAUGAAGUCCGAGAGGAUGGCGACGUAGAGCAGGUAUGCAGCAGUUCUAGGUCUAGUUUAUACGUCACAGAUAUGCGGACGUUUCGCGGCUACAACAGUUUUGCGAUGGAGGUGUGCCGCUCUGAUGUUCGUCUGCUUGGUGUCGGAAGAAACAGGCCAGAAGCGCAAACGAUCGUCGCAACAUUCUUCAAACAUUAUUUUAUGAGAUGUCCCUGGUUGGCGUUUUUUUUCCUCAGGCAGAAGGACGAUCAUACCCAAGACGCCCGGGUGGAUGAGAAUUACUGGAAAUUAUCGCUCAUGUACGCGACGGGGGUAGACGUAUUUAAUUUCAAGCUGGACCGUGAGGGUCACGAACUGUGGGAGCAACUUGGUCCGAAAUUGUCCGAUGAUAUAGUGAUGGAAGAUUCUCCCAUCGCCAUGAAAGCUCAAUACCCGCAGCCUCUGGAAUUACGUAUGGAAGACAUACGCGACAUGCGGUCGCCGUACUCGCAAGCAGCGGUAUCCGCAUAUCUGAAGCAAGGGCCGAUGUUUAUUCGCUACAGACAAUUCCCAGGCAAGCGCGGGCGGAUGGUCAUACUCUGUACGGCAGAUUCCACACUCGUACCAAAGAAGGCUCGAGAAGCUCGUCAAGCCUUAACACAGAAGGAGGACGAGCUUCUUGUAUACGUGUUUGAACAUGCUCAUCUGGUAGUACACCAUGCGGGUGUGAGUUUAGUGAGAGGCCUCGGCCAGCUGAAGCUAUUUGGCGCGGCCGACGCAUGCGAAGGCUGGCUACUUCUGCGGUAUUCCGACAUUGAAGACUUGCCGCGUCUUUGGUUUUUUCAACAAUACAACCGCAUGCGCCAGAAGGAAGGAUUGCCCGACCCUCGUGUGUCGCCGAAUAGCGAGGGCGUCGAGCGCAUUUCUUGCAGCCCGCUUGCGCGGGAAACAAGCCGGAGUCCGCGACUCAAAUCGGACAAAAGCUACCCAUGUCCCGACUGCGGAAGCACUUUUUACGAGAAGGACAAACUGAAGCGCCAUCGAAAGAAUUGUGAGCAACGAAUGGUCGUCUGCACGGAAUGCGGCGAGAGUUUUGCAGCAUGUGAUCUGGCAAACCACGAUAGGGAAGAGUGCGCUUACGGGCUGACAUCUUGCAAAGAUUGCGGAGCGGAAAUGAAAAGAAUGCAUCUUGAGGACCACUUACAAAAAACGUGCACAGAGCGCACCGUUUCCUGUGGGCAGGUAAACAGCGACGGAUCCAGAGCAUGUAAAUGGACCGGUCGGUUUUGCGAGCUAGCAGGACACAGGCUAGAUUGCGCUUUCACGACAGAGCCUUGCAGCUGCUGUUUGCUAGAGGUGCCGCGGUGCGAUCUGCAAGCAGCGCGACACAGGUGCCCCACAGUGGACGCGACAGAUACAUGCAAAAUUUGCAGGGAGACGUUUGGAACGCUGUAUGCAGGGUCUUCCUCGACGGAACCGGUGCUGCCAGUGAUUCCACUGCUGGGCGCGAAGCGGCUUUGUACCUGUCGUGACUGGAAUUACUGCGUAUCCUGCUUUCGCUCUUCGUUGCGCAAUUUUGCCGGCGAUACAAUGCCGUGCAUGUUUUGCCGCCAGCUCUGCGAUGAGGCGACUCUGGUCCCGCUGCAUUUAGUGUCCGGCUUGGCGGUGAAAUCUUCACUGAGCACGCAAAUGAGUUUGCGUGGUAGUGGACCGGCGUUCGCGGAGCUGAACUCGCAGGCAAUGUUACUUCCGCGCCGUGGUGCUACGAUCGGGUCAGUCCACUGGGUCUCUCCGCUUCACGUUCGAUUCACUCACGACAGUAUCAAACUAUGUUUCGGUGAGUAUAUGGACAAGCGAACAGGCUUGCAACACACGGACCAGAGCAUCCUGGAUUCGCUGGAGCAACAGCUGAGAUCUGUCGCAGAAGACGGACCGGCCGGACUCGACUGCCUUGACGUCUGCUGGGCGCGUCCGCUACAUGGUGAAAAAUUGGAAGCGGACGCGCUUUUCCUCGCCGGAACGGGCAAUCGCAGACUCUGCAUGUGGCGGAUGCUGGCGAUCAUGCGUCCAGAGAACUUCGCGCUCAUAAAGGUUCGCAUAGUCAGCAAGGACAGCACCAAGGUGAGGUUUCCUGAGAAGUGCACAACAUCUUGCGCAGGGAGGUGGGUAGAGAUUCGGACAAAAGGCCGGGUGCGUUUUUUCGUGGGCUCGCAGGAGCAUGCGGACGGCAAGUGGAACCCUGCGGAUCCCCAUUGCAAAGGCGAUCCUGGUAUAAAAUGGCCGGACGCAGAGAAAAUUUUUUCACGUUACGUAGCAGACCCACGGAGUGGUCCCGCAUCUCAGCCACCCUUGGCGGAAACAUCAAACAUGGGAAAAAUCGCUGGAGCAUGAUUUCGUCGACCUGGAACAGUAUUUCAGAUACAGAAAAAGGUCUCUAUUCCACACACAUGGUCCACGUCCACGAAGAUGAUUCUAUGAGAUCAUCGCAGCAAAAAGACCAAAUGCAACUUGCAAGGAGCAAAGCGU